AUGCGCCCGCCGUCAGGGUCUUCGGCGCUGCUAGCCGCGCUGGCCGCGCUGGCCGUCCCCGCCGCCUCCGUCGAGCCGCUCCAACGCCGGGAUCUCCAGCCCCUGCCGCUGUCCGCUCGGGACCAGUACAUUGUCGACUCCAAGAACGCGACCGUCGUCAUGGUCGGCGUCAACUGGGCCGGCCACGAACGCACCAUGAUCCCCGAGGGCCUGCAGUACCAGUCCGUCGAGGCCAUCGUCAAGAAGAUCGCCGAGACCGGCUUCAACACGGUCCGCAUGACCUUUGCCAGCGAGAUGGUGGACGACAUCGUCGAGGGCGGCGGCGAUGCCAGCCUCGAAACCACCCUGAAGGAUGCCCUCGGUCCGGAGAACGGCACCGCUGUCAUGAGGCAGAUCCUCAGGAACAACCCCGGCUUCAGCGAGGGCACCAAGAGGCUGGAGGUCUGGGACGCCGUCGCCGCCGAGCUCGGCCGCCAGAACAUCUACCUCCACCUCGACAACCACGUGUCCAAGGCGGGAUGGUGCUGCAACCCCUAUGACGGGAACGGAUGGUUCGGCGACACGUACUUCAACACGUCCAACUGGGUCCGGAGUUUGGCCUUUAUGGCGGAACACGGCAAAGCCGCCCAAUGGCCAUCCUUCUCCAGCAUGGGCCUGCGCAACGAGCUGCACGACCCCUUCUCGGCACCCCCCGCACCCGGCCUGGAGAACACGACGUGGACGACGUGGAAGACGCGCAUGGUGCAGGGCGCCAACGCCAUCCACGGCGCGAACCCGGACGUGCUCAUCUUCUUCGGCGGCCGCAUCUUCGACUUUGAUAUCUCGGCGCCCGUCCAGGGCCGCUUCGGCAGCGAGCCCGGCUUCAACUUCUCCCUCGCCGAGCUGCCCUUCCGCGACAAGUUCGUCUUCGAGCAGCACCAGUACGACCAGGGCCUCGUCGACGACGCCUGCGCCAGCUACCGCGACAUCCUCACCGCCUUCGGCUCCAACGCCAUGACCAUCGCCGACGCCGGCUCCAACCGCGCGCCGCUCGUCAUGUCCGAGUGGGGCCACGAGCAGACGGACGCCAGCGGCAUGUACAAGGACAAGUUCCGCCGGUGCCUCAUGGACUUCAUGGUCGACAAGCAGAUCGGCUGGAUGGUCUGGGUUCUCGGCGGGAGCUACUACACCCGCGAGGGCGUGCAGGACAAGGACGAGUCUUGGGAAUAA
Molecule: messenger RNA, 1209 nt
Organism: Colletotrichum graminicola M1.001
Lineage: Eukaryota; Fungi; Ascomycota; Sordariomycetes; Glomerellales; Glomerellaceae
Product: endo-beta-1
Exons: 3
Coding region: 1-1209 (402 amino acids)
Molecular function (GO): hydrolase activity, hydrolyzing O-glycosyl compounds
Source: RefSeq, a predicted model, not a curated record